Molecule: messenger RNA, 591 nt
Organism: Cornus florida
Lineage: Eukaryota; Viridiplantae; Streptophyta; Magnoliopsida; Cornales; Cornaceae
Exons: 2
Coding region: 1-591 (196 amino acids)
Source: RefSeq, a predicted model, not a curated record
AUGGAGAAAAUGAAAUUGGAGUUGACAAUCCCUGCAGAGAGAACUGAUGCCGUUGUAUUGAAUAGUGCUCCGGAAAAUCUACUUGAGCUUCAAAAAGACAUUACUAAUGUAGCUACAACGGAGACUGUUAAUCUUAUUAUCAAAGAUAUUGGAUAUUCGUUUUUUUCUUUUUUAAUUGGUGAUUCUUAUGACAUAUCGACGGAGGAGCACAUGGCUGUUGUGCUACGUUAUGUGAACAAGGAUGGGCAUAUCAUUGAGCGUUUUAUUGACAUUGUACAUGUUAUAGAUAAAACUACUCUUUCGCUUAAGACAUUGAUUGAUGAGUUAUUAUCUAGAUAUGGAUUGAGCAUUUCUAGACUGCGUGGACAAGCUUAUGAUGGUGUUGCUAAUAUGGAAGGCGAGUUCAACAGUCUCAAGAUGCUUAUUCAUAAGGAGAAUGAAUUUGCUUUUUCUAUUCAGUGUUUUGCAUACGAGCUUCAGUUAGCUCUUGUGGCUUUGGCAAAUCAGCGUAUCCAUUACCCUCUUUUCAAGUUGGUUGGUAAUGUGGUAAAUGUCCUUGGAGCCCCUUGUAAACAUCGUGAUAUCUUUUGA